Sander lucioperca (pikeperch) is the source of this 3509-nucleotide messenger RNA. RefSeq names its product DNA cross-link repair 1A (PSO2 homolog, S. cerevisiae) (gene dclre1a). The coding region runs from base 372 to 3188 and encodes 938 amino acids. The record is from RefSeq and is a predicted model, not a curated record. Gene Ontology annotation, molecular function: damaged DNA binding; 5'-3' DNA exonuclease activity. Lineage: Eukaryota; Metazoa; Chordata; Actinopteri; Perciformes; Percidae. The transcript is spliced from 9 exons. Gene Ontology annotation, biological process: double-strand break repair via nonhomologous end joining; protection from non-homologous end joining at telomere; interstrand cross-link repair.
UAAGAACGUUUUGUAAUUGUUUUAAUGGUCUUUAGCUUGAAUGGGCUCGUGAAAUGUGUGGAAUGUGCUGUUCUGUUUCUCUACUUGUCUUUACUAUAUUCAUUGUUGUUGUGGCGGUAAGUAAGCCAACAUGUCUACUAUACAGUAUGAAGAAAUUAGCCCCAAAUCGUAAUUAUUAGUUAUGAAAAACUAUUUUCGCAGUGGGAAUUCUCCUCGCAAUAUUAUGGAAUCUACAGUAGCCAUUAAUGUAUUGUAAUGUUUAUUAUUUUCGGUAACCGCGUGAUGUUAUCUAGCUAACGUUAACACUUAGUCCCGGUCGUUGGGUAACGUUAACGUUAACUUAAGGGACUUUACGCUUUUGUGUGCUCCAAAUGUCAGAGAAGCACGACUCUGAAGAUGACAUUUGGGAGUAUAAACCUCUUGAGAAGAAAAAGAAGAGACACGAAUCACCGUCUGCAACUGUGACAAAAAGAAAAUGUACUGUCAGAAAAACCUCCAAGAGAGACUCUUCUUUCUCAGUCAAGUCACCUGACAGGGAAGUUAAGACAUCUGAAAGUAGAGAUUGUAGUUCCGUUGUUACUGGAGGCAGCAGUUUAGAGGCGCAUAAUCUACCCUUAAAGUUAUCUCCUUCUAGUGACACAGUGCUAACAGACAAUGCUGCUGCAGAGGGACCAUCCUCUGGAGACUUUUGCCCCAUGUGUCAGAUGCCCUUUUCCAUAUUGGUGGUACAGACUCAAAGAUGGCAUGUUGCUGAAUGUCUUGACACCCCCAGGGACACAUGCAAAGAAUGUCCAGAUGGCCUCCGGUGCUUCUCCACCAUUCCAAACCAUUACAAGAAAUUCAACCACACCCUCUUGGCCCAUAGUCGAGCAAACAGUGACACAGCCCUCCUCAGCCUGUCCCAGCAGGCAGGGACCAGCGGGAAGACCGACCUCAGUUGUCUCCCAGGACUGAUAAACAAUGAUGUGGAUGGCUCUAUUUUAGAAAUUUCACAGGAUAAUGCUUUUAGUCUUUCUGCCAUUUCCAAUCAUAGUGUCUCCCCUCACAGUAAUCUCACUGGAACACCUCCAUCUAAACUUACAAAUGGACUUCUGUUACUGCGUUCACCUGGCCCAGAGGAUUUUAAGAAAAAGAAAGGAUGGUCGUCCUCUACUAAAAGACAAAAGCCUAUCAGUGCUUCUCAAGAAAGUAAAACAGAGCUUUCAUCCACUCCUGUCAAAGCAGAGAGUGGAAUACAAGCUUGUGAAGGUUUAGCCAAUUGUGAACCUUCCCCUGACAACAAUGAUGCAAUAUCCUAUUCACCACUUUCUGAGUUCCCUGCAGAGACUGAAGUCCAUAGUAGUGAAUGUCGAAAAGCCCUUUUUAAUAAUGAUGCAUUUGAAAAUGAGAAUGAAAACUCAAUGGUGCUGUUCAGUGACGGUUUCUCAAGUGAAGAUGAGCUCCUCACUGGAUUUAUAGAUGCUUUGGAAACUGAUAAUGUGCAGAUAAAGGAUCCUGCUUCCUUAAACACCCAGCUAGAGUCAAUUACCUCAUUGCCGCCUACUAACCAGCUAGCUGCUUCUGCAGUUGCUGAAAAUAGAGCUGAUUCCACAGGUGAAAAAGAAACUUACGGUAAAUCUACCUGUACCAUCAGUCCAUGCAAAAGCAGUAUUCAGUCUCCACAAAGUAUUGUUUUAGAGCGCCUGAGAGAAACUCUUCUAAGCUCAGAUAGCCUGCAUUUGAGAAACUUGAAAGACAGCAAUGUUCAAGUGCCUUCAUCACAAACCUCCAUUGUCCAAAGAUCUCAAACCAUGCCACCACAGAAGGGACAGAUCAAGGCAGGUCAAGCCUCCUGUCUAAAGCAGACUGACAUUGGAGUGUUUUUUGGCCUCAAACCGCUCAAGGAGCAGGAGAAAGUGGCUGAGAGUGGACCACAUGAAAUCAACACCACCCCUGUUCCAACACUUGGUGAAAACUCAGGACUGAGGCGACAAAGGAGAGCCAGGCAAAGAAAAAGCAAGCCUGACACAAAUGCAGAUGCCUCACAGGGCACAGGGACUGUAAAUACUAGUAAUGUGGUGGAUGCCCAGGGAGAAGCAGGGAAAGGUAGGACCAGAGGAUGGAGAGGAAGAAGCUGGAACCGAAGGAACGCGGUGGGAGAAGUAGAGUUACCACGUUGUCCCUUCUACAAGAAGAUUCCAGGGACAAAGUUUGUCAUAGAUGCUUUUGGGUAUGGAGAGAUCCAGGGCAUCACUGCCUACUUCCUCACACAUUUCCACUCAGACCACUACGGAGGGUUGACCAAGAACUCCACAUUUCCAAUCUACUGUAACAGAAUUACAGGGAACCUGGUGAAGAGCAAACUGAGGGUAGCAGAGCAGUAUGUCCACAUACUCCCCAUGAACACCCAGGUCACCGUGGAGGGGGUCACGGUCAUCCUCCUGGAUGCCAACCAUUGUCCAGGAGCUGCCAUGCUGCUGUUCUUCCUGCCUGAUGGACAGAGAGUCCUCCACACUGGAGACUUCAGAGCUGAUCCGUCAAUGGAGACCUACCCUGAGUUACUCAGCUGCAGGGUACAGACGCUCUACCUAGACACCACCUACUGCAGUCCUGAGUAUACCUUCCCCAGACAGCAAGAGGUCAUCACCUUUGCAGCCAACACAGCCUUUGAACUGGUGACGCUCAACCCACGUACACUUGUGGUGUGUGGAUCCUACUCUGUGGGAAAAGAGAAGGUCUUUCUAGCACUGGCAGAGGUUCUGGGGUCUAAAGUGUGCCUCUCUCGAGACAAAUACAACACCAUGUGCUGUCUGGAGUCGGAGCAAGUCAGACAACGUAUAACCACCGACUGGAAGGCAGCCCAGGUCCAUGUGCUGCCCAUGAUGCAGCUCUCCUUCAAAAAACUGCAGGAUUACCUGGCACGCUUCUCAGGACGGUACGAUCAACUGGUGGCCUUUAAGCCCACAGGCUGGACCUUCAGCCAGCAGGUGGAAUCAGUAGAAGAUAUUCAGCCUCAAAUCACCGGCAACAUCUCUAUCUAUGGAAUCCCAUACAGUGAACACAGCAGCUUUCUGGAGUUGAAGCGUUUCGUCCAGUGGCUUCAGCCCCUCAAGAUCAUCCCGACAGUCAACAAUGGCAGCUGGGCUAGCAGGAAGGCUAUGGAGAAGUGCUUCAAUGAGUGGCUCAUGGAAGCUAAAGCUGCACUGUAAUAAACUUUGUUCACAGCUGGACUCAAAAUCGCCUCUAUUGCUCCUUGGUUAUAAGAGCAAAACCAAUCGAUUCUCAAUACUGUAUGACCAUGGGGAACAAAUAUAUUUAAACAUUACUCAUUGUUUUACUUUUAGUGAAGUUGCCUCAGACUGCUGAGCUCAUAACACUAGUAUUCCAAUGCAGAGUGAGGGGUUGUGAUGAAGUAGGUGAACAUGAAGUGCAUUCACAUCUAUUAUAAAGGUAUGAAUUAAAACAACUCUGAAAGCCAUUUUGUGUAAACAUGAUCUGAGGUCGUACACACAUUGUCUACAAUUAGACCU